AUGGUUUCUGCCGGCAAAUUGGUUAUUGUUGAAGACUUUAUUACAAAUGAUUAUGUUGAUAAAAAACGAAAGCUGUCAGAGCAAGUAGAUUCAUCCCUGUGUAAAAUUGUAAAGUUUUAUGAUAUUUCUGAUGUACAUAAUGCACAAACUAUACAAAAAAAGAAACACAAUCAGUCCAAUGUGUUUAGUGACAAUAAUAUAAGCAAUAAUAAAUAUGAAGAUGUGGCUAUAUCUCUUAAGAAAAAUACAACUAAAAUAGAACAUGAUUGUGAAGAAAAUAUGGACAUUGACAAAUGUAAAAAUACAAUGUAUUGUUUAAAUGAUAAAAGGACAAUGAAAUGUAAUCUCAAUAAAUGUUCUCUUGUAAAAGAGUAUAAAGCAGAUUUUUUGGAGGAAUCUGAGAAUAAUAAUGUGAAAAAGUGUGAUGAAAUUUACACAUCAGAUUUUGAAUUAGGGACAUGUACUAUAGAUGAUUUUAACGAUUGCUUUGAAGAAGAGUGGUCUAUAGGUAAUGAAAUAAACUUUAACUCAUUGCAGAGGUGCAAGAUUGUUGAUGUAACAAGAGAAUACAACAGUAUACUGUUAACUGUAAAACAAGAAGACCAUGGAACACAUAUCACAACUGUUAGAUGUUCUGGUUUUUGGAAAGAUGCAAAGGUGGAGAAGGAUGAUACUGUUGCAAUACAGGCAAAGAAAGAAAAUGAAUGUUGGACUGUAGAUAAUAGUAGUGGUUUUCUUGUUGUACAUCCAGAUGUGCUAAUAUCUGGAACAACAGUUGCUGGUGGCCUAUUUUGCAGUAGGAAGGCAGUUUUAGCUGAAAAAUUCAAGAAAAUAGAGGGUCUCCCUUGUUAUGCAAGAGACCAAACAGCAAUGGUCAUUGGAAGUUUAACUCAUCAGUUGUUACAAAAGGCAAUACUUAAUAAUAUCCAUGAAUCUUCGGAUGUUACAAAGUUAAUGGAUACAAUAUUACAAUCCAGAGAGACAGCUAGUGUACUUUAUGCAUCAGAAAUUCCAUUUGAUAAAUGUAGAGAACAGAUGCUCACAUUUGUACCAAGAAUAUUCGAAUUCAUUCAGCAUUACUUGAAAGAUAAGGAACAGCAAAAAAUAAACUGUAUAAGGGACAAUUUUAAGGGAAGAAUUACUCAUGUGCAUGACAUAGAAGAGAAUAUCUGGGAUCCUAAGUUAGGUAUAAAGGGUAAAGUGGAUAUUACUGUGGAGGUCAAAAUAAAUUCAAAUAGGAUAAUUAUGCCUCUUGAAGUAAAAACAGGCAAGCCUUCAUUCUCCUUGGAACAUAAAGGCCAAAUUAUUUUGUACAUCAUGAUGAUGUCUCUUACAGGUCAAGAUACAGAUACAGGUUUAUUAUUAUAUCUCAGAGAUAAUACUAUGCAAUCAAUUAACAGUGGACAUUCUGAAAGAAGAGACUUAAUAUUAUUGAGGAACAUUUUAGCCAGUUAUUUUGCUUUUAAGUCAAAUGAGAAAUCAAUGAACAUAACUUCUAAAUCAGACUUGCAAACAAUGGAGUUACCAGAACCAAUCAAUCACCAUAGUGCUUGUUCCAAGUGUCCUUACAAUGCUUUAUGUUGUAUUUAUUUGAGCAAAGAGACUAAAUUACAAUUUUCAGAGUCGCAUCCAUUAAUGAAACUCAGUAAACAGAUUUUAGGCAGGUUCAAGUCUACACACAUUGAUUACAUCUUACAAUGGAUUUCGUUAUUACAAUUAGAAGAGAGUGCUCAAUUCAGUGAUAAUAUUAUGAGAUAUCUGUGGACUUUGAGACCAGAGAAGAGAGAAGUGAAGAAAACUUGUAUCUGUUAUUUGAAAGUGAUAGGAAAAGUCACAGAGCACAAUUCUAAAUACAGACACACAUUUGUUCGUGUAAACUCAAAAAUACAAAUCACAAAUACCGAACUUCCAUAUAUGGAAUUCUCAGAAAAUGAAUAUGUGUUGGUCAGUACAGACACACGUAUAAAUAUAUCUGCAGGAUUCAUAGUGAAUAUAAAAGAAGAUUCCAUCACUGUCUUGUUGGAUAGAAACAUCACCCGGUACAGUAUCGAUAAAUUCUUUCACAUAGACAAGUAUUCGUCUUCUAGCUUGUUCUCCUUUACUCUUGCAAAUGUGGGUGGUCUAAUGGGUGACGAUGAAAUUUGCGAGAAGUUACGAGAAAUUGUGAUAGACAGGAAGCCGGCAACAUUCGAAAAAGGUCUGCCACAAUCUAUUGUGCACAAAAGUGCUAAAAUAUUGCAAGACUUGAACGAAACGCAGACAUUGGUGGCUCUUAUAGAAUUGUUACACGAGACGGGACACUCUGUUUUAAUCACUGCGCAUACUAACAGUGCGGUAGAUAAUAUUUUGUUAAAGCUGUUAAGCAAAAAUAUUGAUUUCUUACGAUUAGGUUCAUCUGCUCAUAAAUCUUUGACUCAUAAAAGAGAAGGAUACGCAACUGCAAGUUGUAAUUCACCUGAUAGUUUAGAUGCAGUAUACUCCAGCAAAAAUAUCAUUGGAGUGACUUGUUAUGGUGCUCAUCAUGCACUUCUUAGAAGACGUACGUUUGACGUAUGUCUGGUAGACGAAAGUACUCAAGCGUUACAACCAUCUGUAUUACGUCCACUAUAUAGUGCACGUAAAUUUGUUCUUGUGGGAGAUCCUGACCAGUUACCGCCAAUUAUCAAAAGUGAAUUAGCUAGAAAAUUAGGCGCAGAUGAAUCUUUGUUUGCUCGUCUGGACAGUAAAAAUAAUACAGUUUGCUUGACCAAGCAGUACAGAAUGAAUAAAAAAAUAAUGUAUAUAGCAAAUAAGUUGACAUAUAAUGAUACACUGAAAUCAGGGAAUACAUUGAUAGAAAAUGCCAACUUUGUUACUCCAUACAUUGAAAUUUUAAGAAAGGAAGAAAAAUGGGUGCAGAAAGCAUUGUCACCGCAAAUAAAUGACUCUGUAAUUAUACUAAACACAGGAUGCACAAGUAGCUUAAAAGUAAGCUGCAAUGUUAAAGCUAAAUAUCUGGAAAGUCAUCAAGCGAAUUCAAAUAUUUGGGAAGGUGUUAUAGUAUCGAAAUUAAUACAAAUUCUUUUGAAGAUGGACUCGAAGCCCCAAAAUAUUGGAAUUAUUGCGCCAUACAGGGCACAUGUAAAUUUAUUGAGAAAAAUAGUUCAAAACGAUAUCGAGAUAAAUACUGUCGACCAGUAUCAAGGACGCGAUAAAGAAGUUAUAAUUUAUUCAUGCGCGAAAAGUCUAAUUAAUAGUAACGACAUAAAAGAGGAUCUUGAAAUAUUAGGAGAUCAUAGGAGAUUAACCGUAGCGGUAACGAGAGCAAAACAUAAAUUAAUUGUUGUUGCGGAUAAAAAUACCUUAUCGCAGUACUCCGCAUUUAAGAAGUUAUUUAAUCUAAUUGAAGAUAAAAAUAUAUUAAAUUUGAACGAUAAUUGUGAUUUCUCUUGGGAAAAGAUUGAGUCUUUGUUAUAG
Habropoda laboriosa is the source of this 3456-nucleotide messenger RNA. RefSeq names its product DNA replication ATP-dependent helicase/nuclease DNA2 (gene Dna2). Lineage: Eukaryota; Metazoa; Arthropoda; Insecta; Hymenoptera; Apidae. Bases 1 to 3456 code for a protein of 1151 amino acids. The record is from RefSeq and is a predicted model, not a curated record. Gene Ontology annotation, molecular function: 5'-3' DNA helicase activity. The transcript has 14 exons.